This is a messenger RNA of Puccinia triticina, 2070 nucleotides long. RefSeq lists its product as uncharacterized. Lineage: Eukaryota; Fungi; Basidiomycota; Pucciniomycetes; Pucciniales; Pucciniaceae. The transcript has a single exon. The coding region runs from base 1 to 2070 and encodes 689 amino acids. The record is from RefSeq and is a predicted model, not a curated record.
AUGACUACUUCACAGGUUUCCCGUAGUUUGGAUAGAUCCAGGCCCGCUAUCAAAUGGCCCAAAAUUAUGAUGAUAAGCUUGAUCAUACUUUUAAAUUUUGACUUCGCUACCAACACGUCGCCAAUUCCGAAUUCCAAAGUCCAAGAGGAUGUUCGUGGUGUACAAGAAGCUGUCGCGACCUCAGGUAGCAGCACGGGUGUCUUGAAGUUGAAGGACGACGCGGAAUCAGGCACAGUUUCGCGUGAAUUGCACAUGCCAACGAGCACAAAAUAUAUUUAUUGGCCUCACUACUUUCACGUCGAGCGUCCACCUCGCACGUAUCAAGACUUGCUUGUUAGGGAUGAAUUGCUCACUAGAUCUAUGCAAGACCAUUCGAAUCUUGAGGCUCUCAAUAAAUAUCAUACACGAACCCAAUCCUCUUUCCUGCAAGAAAUAGAGACCAUUGAAGCGUUCCAAAAUGAAUUGAAAGAUCGGCUUGUAAAAGAGUUCAAAAAACAUGGAACACGUAAUGGAAUCAAGAGGUUACGUCCACUCAUCGUGAAAGAAGCACGAGCAGGGCCACUUCGGAUGGAACUCUUGAAAAUCGUUAAAUCAGCCCAACAGGAUUUCGAGUUGAAAAGUUGGUGGUCUAAAUUCGGCGACCUUUACCUCUAUCUCUUCAAACGCGAUAAAUGGAAAUCAACAAAACUUUCCCGCAAAUUAAGCAAACUAAGGAGGAAUUUUCAAGAAUUGAAAGCCCUUGCGAAUAAGGAACAAUGGACUGCAAUAAACCGGUUAACAAUCGUUGAAACAAGAGGCUUUAAAUUUUCAGAACAAGAGGCUCAACUCAUUGAGCACAUGUUAGCUGGUGAAUCCUACCUAACCCCUGAUGAUUACAAUUUAAUUGCCGAAAUAUCUAGUCAGACAGCGACGCAAAGGCAAGUGAGAAAGAUCCAGAAAUUGAAGGAAGCAUAUUCCAGGGCUAUGGAUAGCAAACCGGCCGAUCCAAAAAUGACUGAAGUGGUUCAAGCACUGAGCCAGCUGGAGGAAAGAGAAAAUGAAGGAAAAGAAUUGAACAAAGAUGAGAUAAAGCUCUUAUUUCAUUUGGAGAAGAUGAAAGAUGGACAGGAUUUCCCGAACAGUUUUGGCCUGGAUAGGAAGAUGAGCAGGGAGAUUCGGUAUCUCUUGAAUGAAAGGAAUGAAGCGCAGAGUAUGAUCUCGUGCAUGAAAACACUUUUUAUGUUGGGCAUGAAGCCCAAGCUUUCAUUCGAAGAAGAAGUCAUAUACGAUAAAAUCCGGGUACUCAAGGACUUCUACAACCUCAAUCUAACACCACGCCAGGUCCAAACCGAUCAAAUCGAAGAAUGGGCCAAGGAGUACGAUGCUCAAGUUGAGCGCACAAGAGAAUUUCACAAGCAUACCCAGCUACUCGAAACAGCCCAGAAUCAUAUCGAAGCUUUAGAAAAGGUUGGAGAGCUCGCAUUCGACCCACUUUCCCUAUCAGUGAAGACCAGAUUCCGAUACGCCGCUGAAGCUCUAGAAUCCAUGGAACGAAGGGGAAUCCCGCUCACCGAAAAGGAAGCAAAUUUAUUGACACAGCUGAAAUCUGAUUCAAAACUUGAAGAGCUUCCCAGAAAUGAAGUUGAGAAAUUCGCAGUCGAGCACGUCUUGUUGAAAAGGAGCGAUCAUAUUAACCAUCACCUCUUAAUACUUGCCAACCAAUUAGCGCAUACAGACUUAAAGUUUUGGGUUCCUCAAAAAGAAAGCAAGGAAUUCCCGCCAACCUUCACUGAUGAGGAGCUCGAUGAAAUCUCACGGUUGCGAAGCCUAUCCCGAGAUGACCCAGAGUUUGAGAAAGAGACCAAAUUUGUCAAGAUCCUGCAAAUUUUAAACAGAGCAGAUUACAGAGCAGACGCGACAGAUUUAGACAAUCCAAAAUCCAAACUGGCUUUCAAAUACAUAUACAAACAUGAUCAGGAUAAAGUCAAAUCUUUAGAUACCAUCUUGCAAAGAAUCAAAUCUGGUUAUGCUGAAUUUCAAAGAAUUGGAAAGUUGCUCAUAGAUCAAGUUGACAAAAAGAAAGCUGAAUAA